UCCCUGUGGUCAAUUCAUUGAGUCCAUUGAGUCGUUUGUCAAAGUCAAACUCAUCUGACUGACUCAGAUUUGUAUAAAUUUUACCAUAUUGUUUUUGUUUACAAUUUUAGAAAUAUUGUUUAACUUAAACUUACAAAAAUGUCCGUCUCGCCAAAACUAUGACUGAGCUAUACGAGUCUGAUUUCGAUAACCCCGCCUCUCCUAAAAGUUUCAUAUGGUUUAUUAUUAUUUUAUACCUAGAAUUAAUACAUAUUAUGACUAUGGUUCUUUACGUCCUCACUAAUUACAGAUAAUGGAAAGUAUUUCCAUUAUGGAACACAUUCUAAAUCCUAAGCACCUUCAGACAGAUUUUGUAUUAUCACAAGAAGGUGAUAAACAUACCCUAGUGAUAGAUAAAACUGUUAUACAACAAUGUGGCAGGCAUGAUAUAUAUGUUUUAGAUUUUUUAUGUCGUAGUUGGAAAAAUGAGUUGAAUGGAGUAAUUUUAAAUGUUGAAGAGGAUUUUAAUCCACAGCUCCAACUCUCCUUAUUCCUUGGAGCUCUGCAUAAAUCCUUCCAGACCCAAUUUCGAGUCCUAGUGGUAUGUCCAGAUGAAGCACUUCUAAAAUGGCAUUACCAUCUAACGACUUGUGGGUCUUUACAAGUAAAACGUGUUACUGAAGAAAAUGUUCAGGAUCCUAAUGUAGAUCCUGUAUUACUUCUCAGCUUCUCCAACAUAAAAUUGGUAGAGUCGCUAUUGGACAUCGACAACUGCACAGUUGUCGUAGUUGAUAAACAUGAUCAAAUAGUAUCCAAAAGGAUCAUGCGAACAUUACAAUGCAAUUUCAACAUUGGAAUCACGUUCAGAAACUUUUAUACAGAGCCUGAUCAAAAACUGCAAUGGACUAUGUUAAACUGGGCACAUCCCGGAUGCGUAGGCAAGCUGGCUGAUUUCUACCAAAUAGAUAACGACAAUUUUAACCAAUUUCGAGAUAACUAUAAGGAAUGGUGGUUCAGAUUAACCUGGAGUUUUUGCGAAUCUUUUGCCAAACCUACAAUGGAAGAAAAUGGAAAUCUCAUCAUUAACAUGCGAGAAUGGGCGAAAGACCAUAAUUUGGGUAUUUACUAUUGUUUAGCUUCCAGCCCAAAAAAGGGCAAAAGAAAGACAAUUACACAACUAGAACCAUCAAAAAGAAAUUUCAAGAACAGAACCCGCAAGUUAACAUUUAAAAAUAAAAAAGGCAUUAAGCAGCAAGGCGAACGCAUGGAGAUUCAGAAAGAAGAUGAGGAUUCAAAUGAAACCGUGAUAUAUGGAAACUUGUCGCCUACUGAAUUAGACGAAAAAACUACAAAAAUUGUGCAAAGAACAGGAGUAUGUGAAAAUUCAAUGCAGUUAUCAGAGAAAGAACCACUGAUAAGGGAGUCAAAGACUGUUAUAAAAAUGGAAGUCGAAGAUGAUGAAGCUGACAUAUUUCUAAAAUCUGUAACAUCUAAAAGUGCUGUCGGAGAUCUCAUUCGCGAAUCUGAACAAUUUGUUGGUCGACUUUUAACUAACAAGCCUUUAAAGCUGGAAACGGACACUAUCAACAAUGCUGUAAGCGACAGCGACAACUUUCUAAAAGAAAUAAGCAGUACAAAAUAUAAUAUUGUGGACAACAGUCAUGUUAUUCCAAAUGACAAGUCCGGUUUAUCUAACACACAGUCUGAUGUAGAUAAAUUAAUAGCCGAAGCAUUGGAAAUGGUCUCAAAGUGAUAAUUAUUUUUCUGGUCGCUACUUUAUAUUUUUAUACAACCAAAAAAUGCUUUUAAUAAUUAUAUUAUUGUUGAUUUUUUAUCACUUUCAUUUUACAUAAUGCUAUUGUUAAUUUAUUGUAAAGGUAUAGUAUUUGGGUACAUUUAAAUAAAUAGCAUUUAACAAA
Dendroctonus ponderosae (mountain pine beetle) is the source of this 1898-nucleotide messenger RNA. RefSeq lists its product as uncharacterized. The coding region runs from base 293 to 1732 and encodes 479 amino acids. Lineage: Eukaryota; Metazoa; Arthropoda; Insecta; Coleoptera; Curculionidae. The record is from RefSeq and is a predicted model, not a curated record. The transcript is spliced from 6 exons.